Molecule: messenger RNA, 987 nt
Organism: Monoraphidium neglectum
Lineage: Eukaryota; Viridiplantae; Chlorophyta; Chlorophyceae; Sphaeropleales; Selenastraceae
Exons: 3
Source: RefSeq, a predicted model, not a curated record
GCCCGGCCUGGCGCGGCGCCGCGGGAGCAGAAUGAGCAGGACGUGGAGGAUGAGGAGAUGGAGGACGCCGGCAAGGCUGCGGCGCCGCUGCUGAGCUACGCCCAGCAGCUGAGGGCGGCCGCCGAAGCCAUGGCCAAGGCGGCGGCGAGCGGCGCACUUGCCGGCGGCUUCCACAACCCGCUGCUCGGCGGCGGCGCGCCGUUUGGCGCCGCUGCGCAGCUGGCCGGCGCGGCGGACACAGGCCAGAGCGACGCGUCGGGCAGGGUGCGGGCGGUUGGCGGUGGGCAGGCAAUCGGUGGCCUGCACGCGCGGCCCGGCCGGGGCGAGGGCGGCGACCAGCGGCAGCCCGGCCCCCAAGGUGGUGCGGCCGGCGCGGAGCGGGGGCUGGAGGCGCGGUUGACCGCCGAGAAGCACAUGAUAAAGCUGGACAGCAAGGCGGCUGCCGAGGAGAGCCUGCUGCCAUUCAAGCCCACCGGGGCGGUGCUGGUGGACGUGCGCGACGGCCCCGCCGCCCGGCAGCAGGUCCCCAAGGCCAAGGCUCAACAGCCACGCCGGGGCACGCAGCCGGGCCCUCACUUUGGCCUGCGGCGCAAGGCGGGGCGGGAGGAGCUGUGGUACCGCUCCGGCAUAAGAAUCAUGGUCUGCAUAUGGAGCGUCAGGGUUGAGGUCCGAGACGUGGCCAAGUUGCAGCCCACAGCCAACGGUGGCCACGGUGACGGCGGCAGGGACAGCGGCGAUGACGACGACGACGAGGAAGUGGUUGUUGGGACCUUCACUGCUGUGGGGCCCAAGAUGAUCGACACGGCUAAGCGCGCAGUCUUCAGGCUGCUGGCCGGGAUGGCCGCAGGGACCCGCGCUUCGCAGGACCCUCCUGCGUUCUGGCGCCGGGCGAGCUUUUACGAGAACGAGGCGCAGUUUCGGGGGGAGGUGUCUGAAAUGGCGGACAGGCUGGUGGCGCUGGGGCCGGGGAGGGGCAGGAAGGGGUGA